AUGUUUCGUUUACUUUUCUGUUUAUUAUUAUUUUUAGUUGGACUUGAAUUAUCAAGAUCAAGUUCAUCAAACACUAUUUAUCCAUGGAUAAAAAAAAUUCAUGUUGUUUCUAUGACACAUUUAGAUGUUGGUUUUACAAAUUUUGCAUCAAAUGUUUGUUCUAUUUAUUUCAAUAAACAUUUACCUAAUGCAGCACGUCUUGCACAAGAACUUCGUGAUCGUGGUGGUGAUGAACGUUUUAUAUUUACUACACAUCCAUGGAUACUUUUAGAAUUUUUUGAUAAUAUUGCACAAUGUACAAAUGAACGACCAAAUCGUACAACAAUUGAAUUAGUUACAAAUGCUAUUAAACAAGGUGAUAUAACAUGGCAUGCACAUGCAUUUUCAAUGUUUAUUCCAAUGAUGGAUAAAAAUUUAUUUAAUAUGUCAUUAAGUAUAUCAUCAAUAUUAGAUGAUCGUUUUUAUCAAAAUAGAAAAAUAAGUGCAUCACAUAAAGAUGAUAUGGGUCAUCCAAUAAGUAGUAUACCUAUAUUUGCUGAAAAUGGAAUUAAAGCAAUUCAUAUUGGUGUUAAUCUUAAUUGUCGUGGUGCUGAUUUACCACCUGCAUUUGUAUGGAAACAUGAAGAAACUAAAACUGAACUUUUAGUUAUGAUGUACAAUAGACCUUCAGCCACCACUCCGUGUUCAGCUGAAUCUUGUAUUUAUGGUGGUGAUGUUGUUCUACCAGGAUUUGAUGAAGCUAUGAUCUAUCAUUUUACAUUAGAUAAUACUGGACCACCUCAAAAUAUUACGGAUGUCGUUCGAGUAUGGUCUAAUAUUAAAACUCAUUAUCCUAAUGCUGAAAUAAUAGCAAGUAGUUUAGAUACAUAUAGUAAAUCUUUAUUAAAAUUAUAUAAAGAUCAAUUACCAAUAAUAACAGAUGAAUGGGGAACAACAUGGUUAUAUGGUGUAGCUGCUGAUCCAUAUAAACAAGCAGCAUAUCGACAAAUAUCAAGAUUAUUAAUUAAUCAAGAAUAUUCAUCGUCAAUAUUUAAUUAUUCAUUUCGUUUAUUAAAAAAUCCUGAACAUAAUUGGGGUUUAUGUACUGGAUGUUAUUUAAAACAAGAAAAUUAUGCAUUUAAUUAUCAUAAUAACGAAUUUUUACAUGUUAGAAAUGGAAGUGAUUUUCAAUUAUUAGAACAAGGAUGGGAAGAAGCUCGGUCUUAUUUAUAUCCACUUAAUUCAUCUGAUCCUUUAUUAAUUAAACUUGUUAAUGAUACUUUAAAAGAACUUGAACCAUUACGUCCUAAUUUAGAUCAAUUUAUUCAAAUACCAUUACCAUUAAAUCGAACAAAAGAUUAUUUUUUAUUUGAAACAAUAUUAUUUUCUGUUGGUUUUAAUUAUACAUCAGGUGCAAUUGUUUUUCUUCAAGAUAAUCUUGGAAGAAAUUUCUCAAAUAUAAAUAAUACUUUAGGUAGUAUUCAAUAUAAAACAUAUUCAAAUGAUGAUUUUAAUCGUUUUAAUUUACAAUUUAAUCCAAAUUGUGGACCACCAUGCGGUGAUUUUGCUAAACCAGGUUUAACAAAUUCUGAAAGUCAAACAUUAUAUCCAUAUGUUAUUUCAAUGUGGAAAGAUAAUAUGAAUACAACAGUUCUUAUUGAGUUAACAUUUUCAAAUAAUACUAUUGAAAAUUAUGGUGGAAGUAAAACAUUAUGGUUAAAUUAUACAUUUCCAUUAGAUUCUUCAUCAACGAUUUUUAUUCAAUUAGAAUGGUUUAAUAAAACAGCAACUCGUCUUCCAGAAUCAAUUUGGAUUGAAUUUAAUCCAAUCUUACCUAUUAUUUCCGAUACAUGUAAUCAAUGGAAAAUUGAUGUACUUGGCUAUGAUGUUGAUCCAUCAAGAAUAGUUGAUUAUGGUUCAAGACGAUUACAUGCUAUUGGACAUGGUGGUGUACGUUUUUAUGAUCAAAUAAGUACAACACCAUUAUUUACUCUUUAUUCAUUUGAUGCACCAUUACUUUCAAUUGGUUCAUCAGAAUAUUUAUUAAAUUUUGAUAAUUCAAUAGCUGAUUGUCAAGGAAUAAAUAAAAAUGGUUUAUUUAUAAAUCUUCAUAAUAAUCUUUGGAAUACAGCAUUUCCAAUUUAUUAUGAACAAGAUGCAAUAUUUCGUUUUAAAAUUGAAUUUUUAACAGAUUGGAUGCAAAUUAUCGAUAGAAAAUAA
Rotaria sordida is the source of this 2199-nucleotide messenger RNA. The record is from the annotation of a GenBank genome assembly. NCBI's taxonomy places the organism in Eukaryota, Metazoa, Rotifera, Eurotatoria, Philodinida, Philodinidae.